Messenger RNA from Hibiscus syriacus, 1675 nucleotides. RefSeq lists its product as uncharacterized. Bases 256 to 1578 code for a protein of 440 amino acids. The transcript has 9 exons. Lineage: Eukaryota; Viridiplantae; Streptophyta; Magnoliopsida; Malvales; Malvaceae. The record is from RefSeq and is a predicted model, not a curated record.
AAUCCGAAAUCCCUUUUCUUCGCAUUCCUACUUACACAGUAUUGGCUUUGGGCUUCUUUCCUUCCCUCGCUCGGCAUUCUUCCAAAGCUCAGAUCGUUAUAUUAAACCUCAAUUCAUUCCACGUCUCACUCAGAUCUUUCACUGAUAAUAAUGGGAAGGCCAACAAAGGCUGUUGAUUAGAUUCAGGAUUUGAGAUGGAGAAAGUGAAAAUUUCAAAUUAGGGCUUGCUAUGUAUUAAUCUUAUUUGCACUACGGAUGGAAGAAAACAAGGAAGGAUCCAUAAAAUUGGAGGCCCAGGAGAAGACUGGGAAGAGACCCUCCAUUUUCAUCGUUGGAUGUCUCAAUGUCGGCAAGCGCACACUACUCUCCCGGCUUGCCUCUGUGGAGUUUGAAGAAGAAGAUAGCUCCCAAGUGGUUGUCAAUGGCUGGACUAUCAAUACCAAAUACUACUCUGCUGAUGUUUCUCUGUGUAUGGCUCAUCUUCAAGAUGGAUUUUCAGUUCAAACCCUCCCUAUAUUUGACCACUCAACUGCCUUGGUCAUGGUUUUUGAUAUGUCUAAUUUGUCAACUUGGCUGCACUUCAGGAUUGGGUGUCAUCCUGUCCAUGCUGAAUACAAAAAACGCCAACUCAAACUUGCUGAUUCCUCUACUCAUCCUUCAUAUGAUUUCACUCAAUAUGGAAUUUCUGAAGAUGAAGGAAGCAGUUUAUUGGGAGAUGUAGACCCAUCCUCAAACAUUCAUAGGAAAUGCUUGGAAUGGUGCAUUAACAACAUUGAGUUCAUUGAAGCUUUGCUUCUAAUGCUGAUUUUGACAAAUGAGCUCCUAAUCCUUUUAAAUCGUUUGCUAUUCCUUCUCGGAGUGGAAGGAGCAGGAGAUUGGAAACGCAUCAACACCGCGUCUAACGUUCUAAAGAAAACAUCUUGGUCUUCCACAGGCACUCCAGAAAGUGUCUGUCAUUCACCUUGCCUGGCCAAGGCAGGUUUUGUCAGUGAUGAUGAAGGAGUUGAACGUCUGUAUGGUGCUCUUUCUGCUCAUAUGUGGCCUGGAAUGGUUCUGAAAUCUGGUGAUACGAUAACUGAACCUACGCUACCCGAGAAAGAAGAUUCAUCAGAAGAAGAACCUGAUUAUCAGUUUGAGUAUGAACUGCUAUCUGCGGGUUCAGCUGAACCAGGGGAUGACAUGUUCGACGAGUGGGUUUCUGCAAGUGCAGCUAACACAUUCCUGGAUACAGGGAUGUCAGUUGAUGAGGCAAAGUCUGUUACAGAGUGCGUUCAAGGAAACAUAACUAGUUAUGAAAAGGAGUCGUAUGCUGCUUCUCCAAUGGUUUCUACUUCAGGGGAGAAAAUUGAUAGAAUGGAACCCAAUGCCAGAGAACCUGACCGAGCUACAGCUUCGGAAUUAGAUGACGGCCCGCAUUAUGAUUUCGAGGAUUUGGAACAGUUGAUGUCUGAGAUUGGAAAUAUUCGCAGCAACUUGAGGUUAAUGCCUGAUUUUCAAAGGAGGGAGAUGGCUGCCAAGCUGGCUUUUAAAAUGGCUGCCAUGUUUGGAGGUGGCAGCGAUAAUGAAGAGGAGAUAUAACUAAUAUGGGUUUCUCUUUGCAUAAGAACUUUCAGAUUGAUCAUAUGAUUCAUUCCUUAAUCUCGACUGUUCAGAGUUUUUGAGUCACUGAUGAAAC